GUUGUUUCAGUUCAGGCAUGAUUGAGGAUUGAACGUCUCUCUCGGCUCUCACUUCAAAAUCGUACUGUGCAUCAGUGAAUCUCCCGUUCGAGUCCACAAGAAACGAAUAUGCGUAAAUUUGUUCACUUUCCUCUGUGCAACAUUAUUUGAAUGAAGAUCAUGUAGGAAAAAGAAAGGAUAGAGAGAAAGAUAGAGAAAGAGAUUAGUAAAAAGCAUGAGUGUUUCUUUAACAGUGAUGACCUUCAACCUCCAUGAAGAUCAGCCACCAGACAGUCCUAAUUCAUGGGCAAAGAGGAGGGAUUUGUGUAUCAGCGUCAUCACCAGUUACUCCCCAGUGAUCCUCUGUACCCAACAAGGAGUGAAAUCCCAGUUGGAUUAUCUUCAGCAGGGCUUGCCAGGUUAUGAUCAUUUUGGAAUAUCUAGGAAAGGAUCACAAGACACUUCAGAUGAACACUGCACCAUCUUCUAUGAUAAGGAGAAGGUAGAGCUGGUAGAAGGUGGAACUUUCUGGUUGUCAGAGUCGCCUUCUGUCCCCGGAAGCAUGUCAUGGGGUUCUGUUGUUCCAUGUAUUGCAACAUGGGUGACAUUCCAACUGAAAGGAGUCGAGCCACCAGGCUUUUCCUUCCAGAUAGUCAAUACAAAUAUAGAUGAGAACAGCCCUCGUGCCCGUAGACGAAGUGCUUUACUCACAUGGCAGCACAUCGCAUCCCUACCUCCUAGCUUACCGGUUGUAUACUGCGGAGGGUUCAACACACAAAAGGAAUCGACUACAGGGCGUUUUCUACUUGGGAGAUCAAGAGAGCAUGGUGUAAUGGGGGAUAUGAGGGAUGUAUGGCCCAAUGCCCGUGUGAGAAAAAAUGUUUCUCUCAUACGCACUUACCAUGGAUUCAAAGGUAACAAACAAGGAGCUGUUGAAUACCUCAAACUGAUUUUUAGAGCUCUUUGCCUUUGCUGGGAUCGCCAAACUCAGGAUCUACACGUAGAUUGGAUUCUCUUCAGGGGUAGAUCUCUAAUUCCUGUUUCUUGUGAAGUGGUGAAUGAUAACAUUGAUGGGUACUAUCCAUCCUCGCACUAUCCCAUAUUUUCCGAGUUCAUGCUUCCUCGUAGUGUGAGAAUGCUUGAACCACCUACUCAAGAGGAAAACUAAAUGCUAUCCAAUUCUCCUACUUAGAGCGCUAAUGGCACAAUGAUGCUUGCAAAGGUCAGAUAGCUAUUUUGACCACAUUUGGUGUGGUUGUGUACCCAUGUAAAUAUCUUUUAACUUAUUUUUGGGGCGCUCUGGAAAUCAUGUAUGGAUAUAAUUUCAUGUGAAUGUCUUAAAAGGGAAAUUUGGUACACUUGUAGAUCAAGUUUCUUUUUCUUUCUUUUUUUGUUCUGUGUGGCAGUCAGGGUUGAAGUUUAAGACUUUGAAUCCUGUUUGUAGCACGUCUAAAGCAAAAACCCUUCUUAGCC
This is a messenger RNA of Juglans regia (Persian walnut), 1452 nucleotides long. RefSeq lists its product as uncharacterized. The record is from RefSeq and is a predicted model, not a curated record. Gene Ontology annotation, molecular function: 3'-5'-RNA exonuclease activity. The transcript is spliced from 7 exons. The coding region runs from base 215 to 1147 and encodes 310 amino acids. Lineage: Eukaryota; Viridiplantae; Streptophyta; Magnoliopsida; Fagales; Juglandaceae.